This is a messenger RNA of Entamoeba invadens IP1, 354 nucleotides long. RefSeq lists its product as hypothetical. The record is from RefSeq and is a predicted model, not a curated record. NCBI's taxonomy places the organism in Eukaryota, Evosea, Mastigamoebida, Endamoebidae. The coding region runs from base 1 to 354 and encodes 117 amino acids. The transcript has a single exon.
AUGAUUGAACUUGUUAAUAGUCCACCUAAGAUGUCCACAUUCACUCCAACAGAUAAAAGUCUCUAUGAAGUUUUAUUUUCUCUCUCUUAUAAAGAAAAGGUUUCAUCGUCACCAGUGAAUCAAAAGAAACCACGGACAUCUAAAAAGAAUGUCCGAAAGACUAAAAAACGGUGGGACAACAAAUUGAAAGCAGAGGCAGUCAAAAAAGCUGAUGAACUUGGGUUGACUCACGCAACUAUCUUUUUACAAAAAAUGCAACCAGAACAUUUCGCCAAACUUUGCCCAAGUACUUUACAAUAUUGGGUCAGACAGUGUGAUCAUCAGAGAACAACUUUUGGAUUUCUGGACGCGUGA